AUGUCUGCCACAUCAUUAGAUUAUGGUACGAUGUUAUCUUACAAUAAAGAUUUACCAGACCAUAAAAAUUCUAUUAACUUUGUUGAGUUGUAUCAUCAAAUAACGAAAAACCAAGCAAUUAAGGAACGAGUUUCUCUUUUAGUUAAAAAUUAUGGGAUAACGAAUUGUUCACAAGAAUCACCUGAGAAAAAAGGUGCAACUACAUCACCUCCUUCUAAUAAAUUGGAGGAUGCUCUCAAGCUAUUGCGUCUAGCUCCUAAUCAGGUGUAA
Messenger RNA from Funneliformis mosseae, 270 nucleotides. The record is from the annotation of a GenBank genome assembly. NCBI's taxonomy places the organism in Eukaryota, Fungi, Glomeromycota, Glomeromycetes, Glomerales, Glomeraceae.